AUGAAAGUUGUGAUCGCCUUAGCAUGCCUAAUGGCCUUGGCCGCUGCCGUUGAUGAGACGGACGUAGUAGUCGAAGUAGCUGACCUGGACGCUGCCGAACACAAGCGUGGUGGAUACUACAGAGGAUACGGUGGCGGAUACCACGGAGGAUACCACGGAGGAUACAGAGGCUAUGGUGGACACAGAGGAUAUGGAUGGGGCCGUAAACGUCGUUCGGUUGAAGACGACGUGCUGACCGCCGACUUGGACACGGCUGAACAUCGCCGUGGAGGUUGGGGAUAUGGAGGCCGUGGAGGCUACGGCGGAUGGGGACAUGGAGGUUAUGGUGGAUACGGAGGUUAUGGAGGGUAUAGACGUUAUGGUGGAUAUGGUGGAUAUUAUCAUGGCUAA
This is a messenger RNA of Daphnia magna, 390 nucleotides long. RefSeq names its product dormancy-associated protein 2. Bases 1 to 390 code for a protein of 129 amino acids. Lineage: Eukaryota; Metazoa; Arthropoda; Branchiopoda; Diplostraca; Daphniidae. The transcript has 2 exons. The record is from RefSeq and is a predicted model, not a curated record.